Messenger RNA from Triticum urartu, 938 nucleotides. RefSeq lists its product as uncharacterized. The record is from RefSeq and is a predicted model, not a curated record. Lineage: Eukaryota; Viridiplantae; Streptophyta; Magnoliopsida; Poales; Poaceae.
GCUGCCAUCCCUCAAAAAAAAAAAAAGAACAACUGCCGCUGCCGCAUAGCCGCCACGGCCAACGCCCUCACACCGCACCGCCACGCCGCGCGCGAGCCAGCAAGAGGGCGACCGGCGUCGAGCAGGCCCCGGACGGUGGCACCGCGUCGUGCGAGCCGGCGACCGUGAGUGGACUAGCAGCGAGGAGCGGCCGCCGGAUCGCGGGGCUCUGCGGACCGCGCGGCGCGGACGGCGACGGCAGCAGAUUGCCCCCUUUAAGACAUCAAUCCGAGCCUUCUCUUUUGUUCAAUUUCAGUGCCAGGGAGCAGUAUAGUUUUUCUUCUGUCAAGAGGGGUGGGCGUUCUCUCAUUUCCUCAAGUAGAGGAGAAGCGGUAUAAAGUUGUUUGGUGCUAAUGGAACCAAAGCAUUCUGCUGAAAUGUCCAGGCAUUUGGACAAGCAAAAUCAUGCCCUAAUGGAAACAUACCGAGUAAUGUCCCAUGAGUUGCAUAAACUACAGGUUGAAGAGGAAACAAUCAUGCGCAAGUUGUAUGAGCUGAUGUCUGCAGAAGGGCUUCUUCCAAAGCACAAGGAAAAAAGGCAGCCGGAGAAAGCUGGGGAAUCAAGCCAGGAAAACGAAGAACAGGAACCAUAGAAUGUUAACCGUGAAUCUGCAGUAUAUGAUGUUACAUGGGGAUGCAAGUUUGGCUGAAUAGCAACAGAUCUUUGGUAUCCACUCCAAUGGAUAUAUUCUGUAGUGAAAUUUUUGUCUCAGUUCCAGCAGUUAGUUUCCCUGUAAUUUUCCAAACUGCACAAUUUUAUAUUGAAUCUGGCUAUUGUUCUGUGGGGACUUUUGAGAUGGGUUUCGAGCCUUGUUUGUUCCUAGACGCUUUGGAAAGCUUUGGGGCAUGCAUGACUAGCACAUGAAUUUUGUGAAUCUUGAAUGUGACUAUCGUCCAAA